AUGGCAUCUCAUAAUGUUCAAUUCCAAGAAGAAACCCGAAACAAACAAAAAAACACCACCGCAUCAAUACAAAAUCUUGAAGUCCAGAUGGGUCAAAUAGCACAACAAUUAGCCUCGAGUUCUCAAGAACAAGGUGCUCUACCUAGUGCAACUGUGACAAAUCCUAGAGAGCAUAAUAAUGUGAGCAUUGUGACAAUAAGAAGUGGUAAAUCUGAUGAAGUACUUGAGGAGAUGGCUGAAGAGGAAGAUCAAUUGAUCAAUGUGGAUCUUGAGAUCAAAGAAAAUGAAGUUGUAAGGGAAGAAUUGGUGGCACCGAAACCAGUAGUGAAAGAAACAGUCACUGAGCCUAAGCCGGUCAUUAAGCUUCCUUUUCAAACCAGAAAUAAGAAAAAGGGGCACCAUGAGAAAAACUUUGAGAAGUUCUUUGAGUUGUUCAAGAAGCUAGAAAUUAAUAUUCCACUUUUGGAAGCACUUGACAAAAUGGCUACUUAUGCCAAGUUCAUGAAGGACAUUAUUUCUAAGAGGCGUGCCAUCGAAACCAACCUGAUUAUUCUAACUAAAACUUGUAGUGCUAUUUUGCAGGGUAUGAAGAUCCUAAUGAAGAAGAAAGAUCAAGGAGCGAUCACUAUUCCUUGUACCAUUGGAGAUAGGUCAUUCAAAAAGGCUCUUAUUAAUCUAGGAGCAAGUGUGAGUCUCAUGGUGUUAUCCAUUUACAAGAAGCUUGGUAUAUGGGCUAUGCAAGAUACCAGGAUGACACUCCAAUUCGCUGAUCAUUCAAUCAAGAAACCUUAUGGUAUUGUUGAAGAUGUUCUAGUGAAAAUUGACAAGUUUGUAUUCCUGGUGGAUUUCGUGAUUCUAGAAAUGCCUGAAGAUGAAGAGAUCCCUUUCAUUCUUGGGAGACCCUUUUUAGAGACGGGAAGAUGUUUGAUCAACAUAGAAGAAGGGAUUAUGACAUUGAAGGUUUAUGAUGAGGAGUUAAAGAUUGUUGUUCGAAACACCAUGAAAUACAAAGAUGAUAUUUGUACUAGUCAUACUAUAGAGGUUCUGGAUCAAGUAAUGACGUAUGAUAGUCCUUUGAAUGCACCAUAA
Molecule: messenger RNA, 1089 nt
Organism: Lathyrus oleraceus (garden pea)
Lineage: Eukaryota; Viridiplantae; Streptophyta; Magnoliopsida; Fabales; Fabaceae
Exons: 1
Coding region: 1-1089 (362 amino acids)
Biological process (GO): proteolysis
Molecular function (GO): aspartic-type endopeptidase activity
Source: RefSeq, a predicted model, not a curated record